This is a messenger RNA of Drosophila rhopaloa, 1216 nucleotides long. Its product is annotated as kelch repeat and BTB domain-containing protein 3-like. Gene Ontology annotation, molecular function: protein binding. The transcript is spliced from 4 exons. Lineage: Eukaryota; Metazoa; Arthropoda; Insecta; Diptera; Drosophilidae. The coding region runs from base 131 to 1054 and encodes 307 amino acids. The record is from RefSeq and is a predicted model, not a curated record.
AUUUGAGGGAAUCGGAGAGAAGUGUAAAAUAACUAAGUGCGCAAAAACUGAAUUUUUUUUAAAUCGAAACUAUAUUUCUACAGAUUGCUUAAAUAAGCAGUCUCUGCAACUACCCAAAAUAAAUGAAAAAAUGGAGAAAUGGCUAGAACCAGUUUUUACCAAUCUCAUCGAGAACAAGAAGUUUUGCGACUGCCAAAUAUUGGUGGAGAACGAAACCUUUGAUUGCCACAAAGUCAUUUUGGCCAGUGCAUCGGAGUUCUUCGAGCGCAUGUUCCUGAGUGAAUUCAAGGAGUCCAAAUCUGGGAGAUUCCACCUGAGCGAGGUGAAGCCUGAAACUUUUGCCAAGUUCCUCGAAUAUGUGUACACCUACAACAAAAGAAAUCUGAUGGAAAACACAAACUCGAUGAUAAUGGAACUGCACAAUUGCGGAUCCACCUGGCUGGUGGGCUCGAUCGCCUCCGACUGCUUGGACAUCCUCAAGGCUCGGGCAGACUAUAUGGUGAUCGGUGAUCUUAUCGAGCUCUUUCAGCACUCCUAUAACAUAGGCCAAAGGGAGCUCAUAGAGAUUUCUGUUAGGAACUUUAAACACCGUUUUCCAUCAACAAUGAACUGCUAUGAUGUCCUGGACUUAUCCUUAGAUGUGUUCGAGCAGUACACCAUUAUUACCAAGGGAUUAUUGCCCGAGGUAGAGCGGUUCAAAAUGAUCGAGUCCUACGUUACCGUCGGCAAUGAGGCAGUGGAGGAUGUGAUCGAAUGUGUUGAUGUGGCAAAAGAUAACGAGGAAGAAACCUCGGAAACUGAUGGCAAACCCGGCACUUCUAAGGCGAUUUCCGAAAGCACCGAAGCAGGUGCAGCUGUUGUGCGAAUGGGUAAUCUUCGCCUAGAUAAGGCAAAGGACAGUAAGAUAAAAAUGAUCCAUCAUAAAUAUAUAAAAACUUUGCUGAGCUACAUUAAUUUCAAUAAUAUGACCAAGAACGAUUUUUACGACGUAGUUGGCAAGUCUGUUUUGUUAAACAACCAAGAAAAAUACGAAGGUCUGUACUUAACACGCUAAACCAGUUUAAAAAUGUAUAUCCAAGGGACAGUAUGGCAUAAUUUCUUAGCAAAGAUUUUAUCAAAAGUUAUGAAGUAUAUUUUUAAUUUGAGAGUUACAUUCCAGAACCAGUUUAUUAUUAAGAUACUUUAAUAUUAAUGUACAAUUUCAUUUUGUAUGCAG